Messenger RNA from Penicillium nucicola, 939 nucleotides. Its product is annotated as ubiquitin domain-containing protein. The transcript has 3 exons. NCBI's taxonomy places the organism in Eukaryota, Fungi, Ascomycota, Eurotiomycetes, Eurotiales, Aspergillaceae. Gene Ontology annotation, molecular function: protein binding. The record is from RefSeq and is a predicted model, not a curated record. Bases 1 to 939 code for a protein of 312 amino acids.
AUGGGCUGCUGCUCCUCCUUACCGUCACCAGAUGACGACCAAGACCCACCCUACACUUCAACCCAUACAACCACCACAAGCCGCAAUGGCACAACCACAACAGCGACCGCAUUAAGAAAUCGCCACCGACGAAGCCGACGCGCCUCCAAUCUACCCCUAAAUGAGCACUACAACGAACCAGUGCGCCAGCAUGUCUGGCGCAGCAAACGCCGAACCUGGACACGCGCCCAACUAGACCAGGAGCGCACCGAAUUUUUCGAGACACGCGUAACAGGCCGCGCAGAAGUCUGGGCAGCAAUCGCGAGCGCAAUAUCGCUCAUGCGAACGGGCGAUCUAGCUACUGCGCAGAGCAUCGUCGAUGCAGCAGGCAUUACGGUCCCCACCGGUGAUCUAUGCGAAGGGUGCUAUGACCAGCAGGGAGUACUCUAUCGGCUUCCGCAGUGUAUUGUCAGUGAUCCUGAGAAUAUGGCGGUGAUGACGGAUACGGAUGGAACUGUUUCAGAGCAGGACCUCGGGGAUGCUGGGCAUGCUACGGAUGAUAGUGAUGACGAUGAAGAGGAGCUUGAUGAUGACAGAAUCCAGGAUGGGAAGCUCUCUACAGAUGAUGCUUCUGGGGAUGAGCUUAUUGAGCGUGAAGUUGAGCGACGGAGAGAUGAGAAGGGGAAGACAAGUGAGCGUGAUUUGAUCCGUGUGCUUGCUCGAUUGAGUGAUCGCAGUGGGCCUGAUCUGGUGCUUUCUGUUGGGAAGGGGCAGACUGUUGGCUUUUUGGCGAGGAGGGUGCAUCAGGAGGCGGAGCUUGCGGACAAUGCGCGUGUUCGCAUUGCUUAUCUUGGUCAUUUGCUCAAGGAGAAACAGUCAUUACUUGACCAAGGGUGGAAGAGUGGCCAUGUUGUCAAUGCUCUCGUCAUUUCACCUUCUAAUGAGUCUGGGCAGCCGUGA